AUGUGGACAGUCAUCGAUUCGAGGGAUGAGGCAUCAGAAGCAGCCUACAACAGCAAUGUCCAGCUAUGGACCCUCUACGGAAUCGGCUGUGUGGUGACGUUACUUAGGACAUAUUCACAAUGCAAAGACCUGGGCUGGAGAAGAUUGCGCCUUGACGAUUAUCUGAUAUGGGUUGCUAUUGUAUUUUACACUGCGCAAGUGGCAUUGGCGUAUAGUGUCGGAAAUGCAGCCCACGGGCUCGCAAAUAACAGCAUGACAGAGGCCCAGAGAGCUGCACUGGCUCCAGACAGUACGGAAUAUCGGGAAAGGAUAAUCGGCUCCAAGAUACAAAUAGCCGGUUGGGCCACAUAUACAGCAUUGAUAAGCUCGCUCAAGUUGUCAAUGCUUGUGUUCUAUACGCGACUUAUGGAUGGUCUCGGUCGUCGCUAUCGCGUGCCAAUAUGGAUUGGAUUCGCCCUUGUUAUCGGGAGCUUCAUCGCCUGCAUGAUCACGAUUCUUGCGGCAUGCCGGCCCUUCAACAAGAAUUGGCAGAUCUAUCCUGACCCCGGCAGUAAGUUCGUGCCCCAAGAUCCUAAAUCCGGAUUUUUGCUCAUGGGUACUUUAUUAGAUUCCUGUCAACCUGCCAUUUCCAAGCCGGUGAUCGCCGCAACCUUUGCAGCAAAUCUCGCCACAGAUCCAUAUCUCGUUUUGAUACCAAUUCCCAUGCUUUGGAAAUCCAGUCUCAAGCUCAUGAAAAAAAUUGCGGUGACAAUAGUACUUGGCGCGGGGAUAUUUAUUUUGGUGUGUGCGACAAUCAAGAGUGUUUUCCUGUUGGUGGAACCCAAUAACGGAGCAUCGAUAGCAGACGAAUGGGGCACACGAGAGACAUUUGUUGCCGUGAUCACAACGAAUCUCCCGAUGGUUUUCCACCUGUUCCGAACCUGGCUAGCCCGGGGCUUUGGCAGCGCCUUUCAAUCAUCUCAGCGAACCUACCAGCUCCCGUCAGGAGGAUUCCAGAACACCGAUGGCGGGACGACUCGGAAACGAGGCCGAGGAGGCACCAGCAGCCGGGAUCCGAUUACUGUCGGCUUGACAUUCACCGAGAGUGAAGAACGGAUGAUGCAGGACAUUAAGCUGCAGACGCUGGAACCACAUGGAGGACCCACAGCUGGUGCUAUUAUGGUCUCGAACCAGAUCGAAGUCACCCAUCAGACGCGAAAUAGUCAUGCCAGGGAAUCACCUGCACCGGGGGAAGUGGUAAAUUGGUAG
This is a messenger RNA of Aspergillus luchuensis, 1248 nucleotides long. RefSeq lists its product as uncharacterized. Lineage: Eukaryota; Fungi; Ascomycota; Eurotiomycetes; Eurotiales; Aspergillaceae. The transcript is spliced from 5 exons. Bases 1 to 1248 code for a protein of 415 amino acids. The record is from RefSeq and is a predicted model, not a curated record.